AUGGUCGGCGCGUUGAUACAUACGAUAAACGGACCGGAGUUUCUGCUGCCUGGUUUCUCGCUCUGGGUCAUUGACCGCAUCCUUGGCUUGUACCACAGCUUCCGAUCCAUUGAGGUAACAGAUAUCGCGCACUUUGGGGGCCAAGUAACCAAGUUUACUGUCAAGGGAAUAACCAUCACUCGCCCAGGUCAAAUGGUUUGGGUUCAGCUUCCUGGGGUAUCAUUUUGGAACUCGCAUCCGUUCACAGCGCACUCAGCCUGGUUCAAGGACGAACUUCAAACCCUCCAUGACGUAACAUCAAUGCCAGAGUCAACAGCCAGACUGUCGACCUCGCUGUAUCACACAGAAACCGGUAGCACACUAGCCAUGAGCCAACAAGAGGAAGUGGGCAGUGCGGAAAAGACUGAACCUAUGCCGGCGUGGUGGACUAUCUCACCAGGCCGGCCAGACCUUCGUAGUGUUUUUCAGGGACUCAAGGAGCAGCAUGCUGGUUGUGACGUCGCCGUCAGCUUGUGUGGGCCCAGGGAGAUGGUCGGACUAGCGAGAAAUGCAGCUGUGGGUCAAAUCCAAUGCUCGCGAGAACCAGAUAUUCAAGCUUCCAGAUGGCCGCACCCUAGGUUUCGCAGAAUUCGGAACACCUGGAGGAAAUCACUUCUGUAUAUCCAUGGGUACCCGUCGUCCCGUCUGGAGCCAAAACAAAUAGAGAUCCUGGCACAGCGUCAAGGCAUUCGACUCAUCGCCAUCGAUAGGCCGGGUUUCGGGUGGUCGUCACCUCAACCAAGUCGGAGGCUGCUUGAUUGGGCGCGAGAGGUGGAGCAGUUCUCGAAGAGAAUAGGCAUCGAAAGAUUCGCCGUCAUGGGACUCUCUGGCGGCGGACCAUACGCACUUGCCACGGCAUAUGCUCUACCCAGCACGAUGCUCUCCAGCGUGGGACUUUUCGCAAACGGUCCAAACUGGGAAGCUGGGCGCAAUGAUAUGACGUGGUUCCGGCGUCUUGCGAGCCUCAUGGCCGUAUACUGGCCUAGCGGGCUUGAGAUGGUGUUGAAUGCAACGGUUGCCAGCGUGCGGUGGGUUUUGCAAAGGAGAUGGGUUAAGCGGGUGCUUGAAAAGAAGCUCGAGGCCUUGAAAGAGUCGCGGAAACCCAGUCGCAGGGUCGAAGGAAGAGCCAUCAAUGGCUCACAGUUCGAUCCACAACCAUGA
Metarhizium acridum CQMa 102 is the source of this 1200-nucleotide messenger RNA. RefSeq lists its product as uncharacterized. Lineage: Eukaryota; Fungi; Ascomycota; Sordariomycetes; Hypocreales; Clavicipitaceae. The record is from RefSeq and is a predicted model, not a curated record.